Messenger RNA from Pistacia vera, 989 nucleotides. RefSeq names its product ankyrin repeat-containing protein At5g02620-like. NCBI's taxonomy places the organism in Eukaryota, Viridiplantae, Streptophyta, Magnoliopsida, Sapindales, Anacardiaceae. The transcript is spliced from 2 exons. The record is from RefSeq and is a predicted model, not a curated record. The coding region runs from base 95 to 925 and encodes 276 amino acids.
UGAUGCAAUUUGGUUUACAAAUGAACAGAAACAUAAUAUAUUUCACUUGACAAUUAUCAAUCGUCGAGAGAAGGUAUUCAACCUCAUAUUUAAAAUGAGUAGUCACAAGCAUUUGUUGUUGAUGUCUCGUGAUGUUUAUGGGAACAAUGUCUUGCACUUGGCUGGACUGCUGGCACCUGAAAAUCAGCUAAAUCUCGUUCCUGGGGCAGCCCUGCAGAUGCAGCAUGAGUUACAAUGGUUCAAGGAAAUAGAGAAUAUUGUACAGCCUGCCUACAAAGUGGACAAAAAUUGUAAUGGAGAAACUCCGGCAAUGAUAUUUACUAAGGCUCAUAGGGAACUCGUUAAAGAAGGUCGGGAUUGGAUGAAAGUUGUAGCAAACUCGUGCUCAGUAGCAGCAGCACUCAUUGCCACAAUAGUAUUUGCAGCAGCAAUCACUGUACCUGGUGAUUACAAUGAUGCUGGCCGACCAAAUCUUUACAAACAGAUAGCCUUCACCACCUUCAGUAUUUCAGAUGCACUCUCUUUCUUCUCAUCAGUUGCUGCCAUCAUAAUGUUUUUGUCCAUCCUCACUGCACGCUAUGCAGAAGGUGAUUUUCUUUAUGUCCUGCCCAAAAGGUUAAUAUGGGGUCUUGUUAUGUUGUUCCUCUCUCUGACAUCGUUGAUGGUAGCGUUUUGUGCCAAUGUUUAUCUGGUGUUCUGCGACAGAAAGGCGUAUUGGACACUUGCUCUAAUGUUCGUAUCAUCUUUAGUCCCUGUGUCCUUGUUUGCGUCUUCACAAUACCCCCUCUUAUGGGACUUAAUGGUUUCCACAUACGGCCCCGGCAUCAUCCACAAGGAAAGAACUUUUUAUGAGAUGAUAAGGGAAAAUUUGAAGUUAGUCUGUUACUUUGGCUGUAUUGGAAUUCCUGUCGAAAAUACCGAUUGAUACUCUUUGUUCUUGAUUGUCCCAUGAUACGAUGUAUUUUCUUUUUCCUUUUUUUGUCUUUUUA